Messenger RNA from Morus notabilis, 690 nucleotides. RefSeq lists its product as uncharacterized. The record is from RefSeq and is a predicted model, not a curated record. Bases 1 to 690 code for a protein of 229 amino acids. The transcript has 2 exons. Lineage: Eukaryota; Viridiplantae; Streptophyta; Magnoliopsida; Rosales; Moraceae. Gene Ontology annotation, molecular function: nucleic acid binding.
AUGGAUUUUCUGAUGGGGCUGCCAAGAACCGAGCUAAAGCACGAUGCCAUCUGGGUAGUGGUGGACAGGUUGAUGAAGCCCGCGCACUUCAUACCGUUUCGUACGACGUAUUCUCGAAGGAUUAUGUCAGAAUUAUACCUGGAGCACAUUGUGAAACUACACGGAGUGCCACUGUCUAUCACGUUUGAUCGUGAUACCCGCUUCAAUGCAAGGUCACCUGUUUGUUGGUUGGAACCAGAGGAUCGACUGAGUACUGGACUGAAGGUCAUUCAAGAGAACAAUGAGAAGAUAGCCGUGAUUCAGGAACGGCUGUUGACAGCUCAAAGUCAUCAGAAAAGCUACGAUGAUAGAAGGCGUAGGCCUUUGGAAUUCCAAGAAGGCGACUUUGUUUUACUGAGGGUUUCCCCACGUAAGGGAGUUGCACUAAGGUAUAUGGGACUAUUCCUGAUCGUGCAACGAGUCGGGGUGGUGGCUUAUCGGUUGGCUUUACCGCCUGAAUUAUCUCACGUGCCUGAUGUGUUUCAUAUCUCCAUGCUUCAGAAAUGUCAACCUGAGCCGGAAGCUAUGGUACAGUGGUUUGACAUUCUGAUACAGUAUGACGCGACGUACGAGGAGGCACCAGUACAGAUUCUUGACCGGAAGAUAAAGAAUCUGCGCCAUCGUGAGAUCCCGUUAGUGAAAGUGUUAUGA